Molecule: messenger RNA, 895 nt
Organism: Cololabis saira (Pacific saury)
Lineage: Eukaryota; Metazoa; Chordata; Actinopteri; Beloniformes; Belonidae
Gene: timm10b
Product: translocase of inner mitochondrial membrane 10 homolog B (yeast)
Exons: 3
Coding region: 203-775 (190 amino acids)
Cellular component (GO): mitochondrial intermembrane space chaperone complex
Source: RefSeq, a predicted model, not a curated record
GAUCUCCGUCUCCAACAUGGCGGCGCGCAUGUGAAUGUCAUGCCGCUUUUACAGCUCGUCGUGUUUACCUGCUGAAAGCUCGAACCCUGCGUGGAAUCCUGCGUGUAAACCUGCAGCUUUGAGGCCGUUCCUUCCCCCCCGGGACCGCCGGGACCUGGUUGAUCCGCUGCUCCGCUCAUGCUGAGGGUUUAGGUCGAGCAUCAUGGAGCCCGACCAGCAGCUGAGGAACCUGCGGGACUUUCUCCUGGUUUACAACCGCAUGACUGAGAUCUGUUUCCAGAGAUGCUCCAGCAACUUCAACUACAGGAACCUGACGAUGGACGAGGAACGCUGCGUGGACCAGUGCGCCGGGAAGCUGAUCCGCUCCAACCACCACCUGAUGGGGACGUACGUGCAGCUGAUGCCGCGCAUGGUGCAGCGCCGCAUGGAGGAGAUGGAGAGCAAGGCGGCGGAGAUGGAGAGCAAGGCGGCGGCGGCGGCCUUGGAGGCCUCCCCGCCCCCCCAGGCCUCCCCGCCCUCGGAAGCCUCCCUGCCCCCCCAGGCCUCCCCGCCCCCCCCAGGCCUCCCACCGACUGAGCUUCCACAGGAAGUCCACGGCUCGGUUCUGGGGUCGGCGGGUUCAGACCUCCCAGCUGACCCGGGCUUCGGGGCCGUCGGCCUGUCGGCGGCGCUGACGCCGACGCCGAAGACCAACGCUGAAGCUGCGGCUUCAGGCCCGGCAGGACUUCCUCCUCCUGAAGCCCAGGUGCAUGCUGGGAGUACACCGACACCUUGACCAGGACGGGUUUAUUAUUACUGAUUACUGAUUAUUAUUGUGUUUUAACUCUCCUUCACACGUCAAUAUUACUGCUUUUUCUGUUUUCAUACUUUAAUUAAACUUCAAGGAUUCACCAGC